Molecule: messenger RNA, 1583 nt
Organism: Triticum aestivum (bread wheat)
Lineage: Eukaryota; Viridiplantae; Streptophyta; Magnoliopsida; Poales; Poaceae
Exons: 2
Coding region: 434-1249 (271 amino acids)
Source: RefSeq, a predicted model, not a curated record
UUUCCCGGCGGCCAAUUCCACUACCGCACACAGCCGCCAUCUCCUUCCAUUCUCAUCUAUCUCGCCGAGGGUUUCCCGGCAGCUACCUCCUCCGACGGCCAACGAGCACCCCCCACUCUAAUUCAUAUCCAUUGGCGACCUGCAAGAAGAAAAUAGCAUCGCCUCUGACGGACAUCCCCAACCAUCUCCUGGCCGAGAACUUUCUCCAUCUUCCCACUCCAGAAGAUCUCGCCCGAGCCUCCGCGGCCUGCGUCCCCUUCUGUUGACUCGCCACCCAAGGCUCCUUCCUCUCCAUGCCCCGCUCCACCUCGCGAUCCUCGACAAGGACGGGUUCCACCCACCCCUCUCGCCUCACCCUUCCGCACCCGCCGCCCGCACGCUCGCCCUCGAGGCCGACUUCACCUUCUCAUUCCUCCCAUCCCACCGUCAUUGGAUGAAACAGGACACCCGCGAUGGCCGCGUCCUCCUCAGCUGCGCCACCAAGGGUUAUGGUUAUGAGAACCCAAUCUUUGGGGAGCUCGUGGUUUGCGACCCCUUGCACCGGCGUUAUGUCCUGCUCCCCCCGGUACCGAAUGACCUAGCAGCUUCGGUCGAGCGCCCGUUCAACCACCCUUUCCUCACUCCCCUCACCAAGGAUGAGGCGACGACUUCAUUCAGGGUGAUCUGUUUGGCAGGGGGCGAAACUAAGCUGGUUGCCUUCGCCUUCUCUACGACCAUCGGACAAUGGCAAGCUGCUGCAUCCAAGGCCUGGAGUGAUUUGGCCCUUAGCAGUGUCGACUUGAUCAAGAUGUCCCUGGCCCACCCUUCUAUGCUCAGGCGCCAUUAUGCAUAUGGUUGCUUCUACUGGGACUGGCUGGUCGUCAGGAGGAACCUGUUGCUCAUGCUUAACACCAGGAGGAUGGAGUUCUUACUUGCUUACCUCCCACCAGGUGAAUGGAGUGCAAAAGGCGUAGCCAUUGUUGAGGCAGGGGAAGGCAGGCUUGGGAUGUUUGGUCUCCUUGGUGAAAAUGAAUUUGCAUCUGGUCUCAGUUAUACCAUUUUGCGAAACAGAGGCGAGACUCCCGACAAGUGGCUGAUGGAGAAGACAAUCUCACUAGAUUUUGGGUACCUGUAUUAUAUCAAAGCUGUAACUGAGAGAUAUUUGCUAUUGAUGAGGACAAAAUUCCUGCCAGGCUCACCUCCACUCCUUGAGUAUUUCUCAAUGGACAUCAAGACAUUGCAGCUACAGAGCGUUUGUGCAAAACAAUGAAAGCGUAUACUAUCAAGAUAAGCAUACAUCCCUACUUUUUUCAAACCGGGAUAUAUACCAACUUCCCACCAUCGUUGCUGCCUCCACAGACAGUAUGAAGUGAUUCAGUGGAGUCGCAGUGAGAUGCUUUCUGAGUUCAAAGUGAUCGCAGUUUUUGAUAGCGCGGGGUUGUCGCGGAUGUGAUCACCUUGCUGAGAAGAUGCUGUGUGACAGUCUACAGAGUUUCACGUGGCUGUGGUCAUGUCAAUCUACAGAAUUCCAUGCUAGCUCUAGAUUGAGUUAACAUGGUGUAACAUGGGUGUGCUGCUUCGUGGAUGAGAAUGUGACAAAUGGA